AUGAGGUUCUUAGCGAUUGUGUAUGUAGCAGUACUUUUUGUCAUCGCCUCCUCUAGCGUUGGCAGCGCUUUGAACGGGGGGGCGUCGCACGAAUCGCUUGCGUAUCGACGCGCUGAUGAAUCUGCUGCGAACAGUUUAGGCGAGCAUUUCCACGCAGCGCGGUCCUCUUGCCAGUAUCAACAGAAUGCAACAGCCUUUCCGAGUGGAGCAACCUCGAUCGCGCGAACGUCCGAAAGAGAAAGUGCAGGCGAGCAGGAGGAAGCGCCAGCUCAUUUUGACCUCGUCGUCAUUGGAGGCGGCAGCGGAGGCGUGGCUUGCGCCCGCCGUGCUGCUAGCUAUGGCGCAUCUGUGGCGAUUGUGGAGAAGGCUAACAUUGGAGGGACCUGCGUGAACUUGGGAUGCAUGCCCAAAAAGGUAAUGUGGCUGGCCUCUCACCUUGGCGCUUCUUUCGACGCAAUGCCAUACUAUGGCUUUGCAGUUCCGAACGACGAAGAGAAUACACGAAACAGUGCAUCCAAAGCCGAGUCGAAGAAGUUCUCCGCAGGGGGGCGCCUUGCAUUCUCGUGGGAGAGACUUCGGGAGAGUCGAGAUGCCUACGUGUCGCGACUGCGGGACACAUUUGCGAGAUUGCUGAAAGAGGCGAACGUCACAGUUUAUCGCGGUGUUGGCAGACUAGAUGCUUCCUUCGAUCGAACAGGGAAAUCCGGGAAUAGCAGUGCCCAAAGGUGCCGCCCUCGUCACGCAGUUCUGAUCCAAACCCUCGAGGGAAAGGUUCAGCGGGUCACAGCCAACCACGUUCUUAUUGCAACAGGUACCCGACGUCAAGUCCUCGAUAUUCCUGGAGCAGAGUUCGCAAUCAGUAGCGACGGAUUUUUCCAAAUCCAACACCUCCCGCGACGUGUGGCCCUGAUUGGUGCCGGCUACGUCAGCGCGGAACUGGGUGGAAUCCUUCGGCAUCUGGGCGUCGACGUCUCCAUUUUUAUGCGCAAUCAAAGACAACUGAAGCGCUUCGACAAGGAAGCAGUGGAGAGCCUCGAGGCUACACAAAGGGCUUCCGGAAUACAACUGUACAAGGGGGUCAACGCGGUGGAGAUUUCGAUCUCUAAAGCAGAUGGAACGAAACUUUCGGCUUCUUAUACAUUUCACGACCAGACGGAGACGAGCUACCAUCUCGAAGAUUCACUUCUAACUGUCCAUCUUGACAAUGGCGAUGCCCACCAUGGAUUCGACCAUGUUAUCAUGGCUGUCAACCCGGCGCCCGCUAUCGAGGAUCUUGGACUUGAGGAAGCGGGCGUCGAUAUUGACGUAAACAAUGGUGGUUUCAUCAAAGUAGACGCUUUCCAGAAUACGAGCAUACCCGGCAUCUACGCUGUUGGCGAUGUCGUAGGGAAGGCCAUGUUGGCACCAGUAGCUGUGGCAGCAGGCCGUCUUCUUGCAGAUCGUCUUUUCGGUGGAAGAAGCGAAGCUCGCCUAGAUCUCUCCGUCGUCCCUACUGUCGUUUUUUCUCAUCCAGCCCUUGGCGCUGUUGGGAUGACAGAGGAAGACGCUAAAUCACUCUACGGAGAGGAAAACAUUAAUGUCUACACAUCGACAUUCAUAGACUCAUUCUACGCUGCAUGGAGUAUGCCCCCCUCAGCGAAGCCGAAAUCCUUCGUCAAGAUGGUGUGUCUGAAAACGGCAAACGACAAAGUUCUCGGAUUGCAUCUUGUUGGUCGCAAUGUGGACGAGAUGCUCCAGGGAUUCGCAGUUGCGAUCAAACUGGGCGCAACGAAGGCAGAUUUCAACAGCACCUUAGCUAUCCAUCCAACAGCAGCGGAAGAAGUUGUCACGUUGCCUCACCCGAAGCCGGUAACUAGAAGAGCAACGACGAUGGAGGAGAAGAACUUGGACAAAGAAUCUCCAUUACAGCGGCCGGUCUAA
Molecule: messenger RNA, 1920 nt
Organism: Toxoplasma gondii ME49
Lineage: Eukaryota; Apicomplexa; Conoidasida; Eucoccidiorida; Sarcocystidae
Product: NADPH-glutathione reductase
Exons: 8
Coding region: 1-1920 (639 amino acids)
Biological process (GO): cell redox homeostasis; cellular response to oxidative stress; glutathione metabolic process
Cellular component (GO): cytosol; mitochondrion
Molecular function (GO): glutathione-disulfide reductase (NADPH) activity; flavin adenine dinucleotide binding
Source: RefSeq, a predicted model, not a curated record